Falco peregrinus (peregrine falcon) is the source of this 1606-nucleotide messenger RNA. It is a transcript of the gene NDUFV1, whose product is annotated as NADH:ubiquinone oxidoreductase core subunit V1. The coding region runs from base 113 to 1486 and encodes 457 amino acids. The transcript is spliced from 10 exons. Lineage: Eukaryota; Metazoa; Chordata; Aves; Falconiformes; Falconidae. The record is from RefSeq and is a predicted model, not a curated record. Gene Ontology annotation, molecular function: NADH dehydrogenase (ubiquinone) activity; FMN binding; 4 iron, 4 sulfur cluster binding. Gene Ontology annotation, biological process: mitochondrial electron transport, NADH to ubiquinone.
CCGGGUGCCGGCGCUCGCCGCGGACGUCACCGCCGGUGCGCCGCUCGCGGGGGGCGCCUGAAGGUGACGGUGGGUCCCGGUAACCGGUGCUGGUGCCGCUGCCCGCCCCGCCAUGGCCGCCCGGCAGCUGCUGGCGCUGCGGCGCUUGCCCGCCGCCUCCUUCUCGACGGCGCCCAAGAAGACGCAGUUCGGGUCGCUACGGGAUGAGGACCGGAUCUUCACCAACCUCUACGGGCGGCACGACUGGCGGCUGCAGGGCGCCCUGCGCCGCGGCGACUGGUACAAGACGAAGGAGAUCCUGCUCAAGGGGGUGGACUGGAUCCUCGGCGAGAUCAAGGCCUCGGGGCUGCGGGGCCGCGGCGGCGCCGGUUUCCCCACCGGCCUCAAGUGGAGCUUCAUGAACAAGCCCCCGGACGGCAGACCCAAAUACCUGGUGGUGAACGCAGACGAGGGGGAGCCGGGCACCUGUAAGGACCGGGAGAUCAUGCGCCAUGACCCCCACAAGCUGGUGGAGGGCUGCCUGGUGGCGGGGCGUGCCAUGGGCGCCCGCGCUGCCUACAUCUACAUCCGCGGCGAGUUCUACAACGAGGCCUCCAACCUGCAGGUGGCCAUCCGGGAGGCGUACGAGGCUGGGCUGCUGGGGCGGGACGCCUGUGGCUCGGGAUAUGCCUUUGAUGUCUUCGUGGUGAGGGGUGCCGGAGCCUACAUCUGUGGGGAGGAGACGGCGCUGAUCGAGUCCAUUGAGGGCAAGCAGGGCAAGCCACGCCUGAAGCCCCCUUUUCCCGCCGACGUGGGUGUCUUUGGCUGCCCCACCACGGUGGCCAACGUGGAGACGGUGGCUGUGUCCCCCACCAUCUGCCGGCGGGGUGGUGCCUGGUUUGCCAGCUUCGGGCGGGAGCGCAACUCAGGGACAAAACUCUUCAACAUCUCGGGUCACGUCAACAACCCCUGCACUGUGGAGGAGGAGAUGUCAGUGCCGCUGAAGGAGCUCAUUGAGAAACACGCCGGGGGUGUCCGCGGGGGCUGGGACAACCUGCUGGCUGUCAUCCCGGGGGGCUCCUCCACGCCGCUGCUGCCCAAGUCAGUGUGCGAGACUGUGCUGAUGGACUUCGAUUCCCUGGUGCAGGCGCAGAGCGGGCUCGGCACGGCUGCCGUCAUUGUCAUGGACAAAUCGACUGAUGUCAUUAAAGCCAUCGCCCGCCUCAUCGAGUUUUACAAGCACGAGAGCUGCGGGCAGUGCACCCCAUGCCGAGAAGGUGUUGACUGGAUGAACAAGGUCAUGGCGCGGUUUGUGCAGGGCAAUGCACAGGUGGCCGAGAUCGAUGCGCUGUGGGAGAUCAGCAAGCAGAUCGAGGGCCACACCAUCUGUGCCCUGGGCGACGGUGCAGCCUGGCCUGUGCAGGGCCUCAUCCGCCACUUCCGACCUGAGCUGGAGGAGAGGAUGCGGCGCUAUGGGGAGGCCAAAGCCCGAGCGGUGUCGGCGUAAGGAGGCGGUGGGGGGGCAGGGGCUGCCGGCAGUGGUGGCCCUGCCUGUUCCUACUGGGGGGGCUCCCUGGGCAACUUGUGGGUUCUGCUGAGGGAUCCUCAAUAAAUGCUGUUGCGCUCA